AUGAGCGACGAGGAGACGGCGACCGACUACUGCAACCGAGCCCGGCGAAUUCUCGCCACCAUCAGGAUCGCCGGCGCCCAGUACUCGACGGCGUCGUACGUCACCCACGUCAUGCAGGGGCUCUCGAGCAGCUACAACCUCCUGAAGCGGCUGUCCAUGGCGCCGAGCACGAGGCACACGCUCAACGAGGACAAUUUGACCUCGUACAUCCUGCAGGACGAGGCGAUGCAGGAAGCUGAGCGGUCCCAGGAGCUCUUGGCGCAGGCGAAUUUGCUGUGCGGCGACCCCGAUCACCUCUCCUUCGAGUGCCCCGACCGCAGCGAUACCGACGACGACGACGCCAAGGGAGGCCGCGGUAGGUCGGCUAACCGUCGUCCCCGUCGAGGAAAUCAACCGCGCAAGGAGAAGCAGUCGACAAAGUCGACCACGGCGAAGUACGCCGACUCCUCUGCUGGCGGCAAGGAGCGAGGCGACAAGGCGGCGUCGUGCUCGCUGGUCGGCGUCGUGGAACCGACCGUCUCGCUGGCGCCGGAGGCCGGUGAGGACUUCCAGGCGGUGGCGGCAGCUGUGCAGGCGAACCCGGCGGUGGUCCUGCUCGACAGCGGCUGCUCGCACCACCUAAUGGGAACAAAGGAGGCCUUCAUCGACCUGGGGCCGAGCGGCGACGUGAAGCACGUGCGCGGCUUCAAUGGGGCGCUGCAGGACGUUCAGGGCCGUGGCACUGUCGCUCUGAAAGGGGAGGCCGGGAAGCGGGUGCUCAUCCCCGACGUGCUGUUCGUGCCCGGCGUCCGGGCAAACCUACUUUCGGCCGGCCAGCUGAAGGAGCACGGCGUGAAGCUGCAGGAGGACGGCGACGGGAUGCUCCUCGUCUCAGCGGCGUGA
Messenger RNA from Closterium sp. NIES-65, 882 nucleotides. NCBI's taxonomy places the organism in Eukaryota, Viridiplantae, Streptophyta, Zygnematophyceae, Desmidiales, Closteriaceae. The record is from the annotation of a GenBank genome assembly.